UCACAGAAAGAUUCUUACAAGAUCAUGACGACAACUAGUAGAGCCAUCGGAAGUAUACAUAUGCAUUCAAUAAUACGAAUCUCGUACUAAAUUACCCAAGUGAACAUUUGCUUAAUCGCUAAUGCUACUGACAUAUACUCAGUGCUGAAAAUAUAUACCUACAAUAAUGGGGACAAGAAGCAGAAUAUUGGAUUUAUUUUUAUUAUUGGCAUUGCUGUUUGCCUUAUGCUGCUUUCGCCCAGGGUCAACAAGGGAUCUGACAUAUGGAGACAACGAGUUCUGUGGUCCAAAGCCAACACUUAUAUCCAUAGAUCAUCCCUCGUAUCGCCAUAUUCCUUAUUAUGUGACACUGUACAGAUGUGGUGGCUCCGUUAAUUACCAAUCUCCUAGCUUCAAGAUCUGUGCAGCUAGUAAAAUCUGUGACGUUAGCAUUCAGCUGCGGAACCUGGACACAGACCAACGUAAAACUAUCGUUGAAAAAAACCAUACUUCAUGUGCACCUCAGUGCGCAAACAAUAAAAGCAUGUGCAAUCUGGUUUUGGAAGAAUGGAAUUCGAGGGAAUGCACGUGCGAUUGCAAGUUUCCGAAUGGUCCGCCCGAACCAUGUCCAACUCGAUUUAAAUGGAGCCCUUCCACUUGCAAAUGUCAAUGCAAUAAUGAAGAGAGUCAGGCAUUUCGAUGCAGCGAAGAAGGAAAGUCGUGGAGUGCUGAAAAAUGUGCUUGCGAAUGCUCACCACGCACCAUUCAAAGAUGUUUACGGACAGGUAGAGAGAUUGAUGAAACUACAUGUCGCUGUAAAGCAAGAAAUCCUGUGUUUGGUUUCCAAAAAGCACGAGGUGAAGAGAAAGGAAUCUCAAAGAUUGUAUUUGUCUCGGCAUUACUUGGGGAAUUGCUGUUGCUAGUUUUUAUAUUCGUUUGUCUAUUAUGGAAAUUUGAUUUUUUGUCUCAAAUACGAAAUUCCAUUUGUAAAUCAGAUAAAAGAGGCGAAUACACCGUCGACACGGCGCCGAAAGGCGUACAAGCAGAGGACCGUGUAUAGAAAUAGUCUAGAAACGGGAUACAUUAUCUCACAUAAAGUACUAUUUAUUUAAUUAUGAAAUAUUUAUGUGAUAUAGGCAAAAUAAGAGAGUUUUUGCGUUUAGCUGUUGUGCUUUGACAACAAGAUGUAACGAGUCAAACGCGAAAAUUGUAGCUAACUCAAAACCUUAUUUGUGACUUAUGCCUCUUCGCAGGCACGAAGUUAGGGGUUGUCCAUUUAUUUACGUAAAGUGUUGAGGGUUGCUGACCUAUUGUUUCGUACGAUGACAUUUUGGAAUCAAAUUUUUCCCCGAGCCCACAUAUUAUUUGUACAUAAAUUAUUCAUGUCAAUUUUUUUUACCUAAACUGGCUAAAAUAACAGCAAUUAAUAAACUCAGCCUCAAUGGAACAUUGUUUUUUUAUAAAA
Messenger RNA from Xenia sp. Carnegie-2017, 1444 nucleotides. RefSeq lists its product as uncharacterized. Bases 167 to 1039 code for a protein of 290 amino acids. The record is from RefSeq and is a predicted model, not a curated record. The transcript has 6 exons. Lineage: Eukaryota; Metazoa; Cnidaria; Anthozoa; Malacalcyonacea; Xeniidae.